Lymnaea stagnalis (great pond snail) is the source of this 8823-nucleotide messenger RNA. NCBI's taxonomy places the organism in Eukaryota, Metazoa, Mollusca, Gastropoda, Lymnaeidae. The record is from the annotation of a GenBank genome assembly.
GAGGUGUUCACUGGGUUUUCUGGAACGUGACACAGCUUGAUUUCCUGCUGCAGUACAUGAAACUAUUGCAAGUUCUCAUCAUGUGUCAUUACUACAUCACCCUGGCCAUACGAGCAUUGAGGAAAGAAAAUCUAGCCGAUAGGUAUGGAACAGUUUACAUUUUUCUAUAUAAUUUGAUUGUGUAGAGCUAAAAUGGUUCUUAAGUCUACUUAAAAUAUCUUAGAUUUUAAACCUCUCUCUGGUCGUAUUAAAACACAUAUCCCCUCCGAGUCAGAUCAAUUUUGACUGUCUCUACUCGGAACAUGACUCUAAAACCUUUGAACUGACAAUCUGAAAAAUUAUUUAGGAAUGAUGACCUGCUGUGACAGUCUGACAAAUUAGUUACGAAUGAUGACUUGUUGUAGCUGUCUGACAAAUUAAUUAGGACUAAUGACUUGGUGGGACAGUCGGAGACAAAUUAGUUAGGAAUAAUGAAUUGCUUGGACAGUCUGACAAAGUUUUUAGGAAUAUUGACUUGGUGUGACAGUAUGACAAAUUAGUUAUGAAUGAUGACUUGCUGUGCCUGGAAAACAGAGUUUAACUCAUAAAAUAUUGUUACUGCUAUUUAAUAACAACAAUAACAAAUGUCCUGACUAACGGGCAGAGAGGAAAUUUACUGGCUAUGUAUGAAUUUUUGUGUAUAAUGUUUAUUUUUAGAAUUUGUUUACUAAAUGUUAAGAUAAAAAUAUUAAAUGAAUUUAUCAAAAUAAAAUGAAUAAAAAAAUUGAUUCACAGUCACCUGGGGGGGGGGGGGGGGGGUGUAAGCAUUCUAACCAAUACACCACGGUAUGGUCAAAUCAGGAGGUCAGUAUUCGUAAGUAUUCUAAUCGAUACACCACUGCACAGUCAACUCAGGAGGUAAGUAUUCUAACCAAUACAUCAAUGAAAAAACUUAAUCAGGAAUUAUCAAGCAGUCUGAUGAUCAGGAAUUAUCAAGUGGUCUGAUGCUAGCUGCAAAAAGAAACCUUAGUAAAGAUAUUGAUCAGCAAUAGCUCGAUAUGUCUUCUAAUGUUGGGCUUAGUCUUGUAGAGACAUAUUUAUUGUUUUAUUUUUCAGGUUCAUGUACCCGUUUCUUUGUAUUGCCGUCUUGUAUUUCACCAUCAUUACAUCUUUGGGAAUUUCCAACACCGAGCCCACCCAUGUGGAGUGUAUUGGUUUGUUCAUUUUCUUUAUAAUACUAUUAUGGUGACUCAAUGGUUACGUACAUUGUUUAUAAUGCUGGCUAAUAAUAUAAUUACAAUUAAGUUGAUUCAGUGGUAGUGUACUUUGUUUAUAAUGCUGGUUAUUAAUAUAAUUACAAUUAAGGUUACCGGUAUUCAAAGGUUGGGUAUUUUUUUUAAUAAUGCUGGUUAUUAAUAUAAUUACAAUUAGGGUUAUUCAAUGGUUGGGUGUUUUGUGUACAAUUAAUAAAACUAUCUACCACAAUCGACUUUCAACUAUUAAUUCUUCUUGGCCAUACUUCAACCCCCAACCCCCCAUAAAGUAAAUAAAUUAUUUGGUUUCUCUUGCAUAUACACUAGAAAACAUUGAUAAAUAGCUAAUAUUAAAUGUCCAUGAUGGUCCAUAUUUUAUUUGAACUCAGUGUUUCUCUGAACAUUCUUUGAGCUGUUUUAAGGCCAUUCAUUCCAUGUAACAUAACGGAAUAGAUUCAAUCAAUUGAAUCACCGACAAAUAAUUAUCCUAAACCUAAUUUUAUAAGAGCCUGAUAAUGUUCUAUAUUCUCACUUGACUUAGCUCCUCAAUGGCCUAGAUCUUGAUAAUGUUCUAUAUUCUCACUUCACUUAGCUCCUUAAUGGCCUAUAUCUUGAUAAUGUUCUAUGUUCUCUCUUCACUUAGCACCUUAUUGGCCUAGAGCUUGAUAAUUUUCUAUAUUCACUCUUCACUUAGCUCCUUAUUGGCUUGCCCUUUCUGGAGCUGAACUUGUAGUGGUCCAACUGUUUUGUGUGUCAGGAUUUUACAUUACCCGUCGUCUCAAUGAGAUCAGCACGCUCGGCUCUGUUCGGUGGUCACAGAAGAGAGAUCUUUGGUGGUAAGUUGAUAUGAAUUUGCAAUAUAUCUCAAAGUAUUAUCUUUGCCUUAAACCCUAUAUCUGUCAAGUGCAUUUUUCUGUAGUGCCAAGCCAUUUUUAGCAUUGUCAUAUGCUUGUCAAUAGUGAAAAAAUUCCACACUAAAUGAAUUCAGAGACCCUUACAAGGAUACAAUUUCUGAAAGUACGUUGGACAAGGUAUGAAAAGAAUUUUUUUUAUAUUAUGUAUGUUGACAAUGACCUUUAAAGAGGAGUAAAAUUUUACCACUCAACUUCUGAAUUCAAUCCAACCUAAUACUCAACAAAUUCUUCUAACUAAUAAAAAAAAUAGGUUUUUGAGAUAUGACAAGCAAUAUUCUUUCCGAGAAUGUCAAGUUAUAGUUACUUAUAUUGAAAAUUGUUAUAUUGGUGAACUUUCAUCAUUGACUAAUUUCAAAUAUCUGUCAUACAAGAAUCAAAAUGGAAGGUGUACAGCACAAAAUGAGUUCAAAAAUUCCCAUUCAAUUGAAGUUAUGCAAUCUAUUUUUUAUUAAUUUAACUCCAGAACUUACACUAAGAUAAAUAACUUUGAAUCUCUUUAGGUAUGUCUUUGCGAUCCAAUCUUUGUCUUUUCUGUUCGAUUUCCACACUUUCCCAAACAAAUUUGUACAAUAAGACUAAGCUUUGGGCUAAAAAUGUCAAUAUCUUACUCUUACAUAACCAUCACCGCUAGAGCUAAUACUAAUAUCGUCAAUACUAGCACAUGGAAUAUCUAUGAAAUCAUUGCUUUCAUUUUAAUCCAUUUGAAAUAAUUUCAAUAAAGAAAGUCUGUUUUGAUCUUGCAAUUUCCAGCAUCAGACAUAAGGGCAGUCAAAAUUUGAGCAUAUUUCACAAGCGUUUAAAAGCAAAAAUCCCUUAUGACAGCACACUGAUAGAAGCGGAAAUAGUACAAAAACACAUUGCUAAAGUGGGAUUUUCUCUUAACCACAUAAUUAUUUGCAUUUUUAUUGACGUUUGAUCCCAGCAUCCAAUUAUAACUACAGAUGAUCAGCCAUUAUGACAGUUAUAGGGUUCAUAGAGUUACUACCCGGUACUAAAUAGUUUCUUUUAUACAAGAAUAAUAUUUUCGGCCAGUCCAAUAAAUGAAAAUGAUCAAUGAAAACUUUAUUCCUUGUUUUAGUAUUAAUUUUUUUUUUAGAACAUUCAAUCAAAUUAAUGGUUCUUUAACAUAUUCAUAAUUAAUUGGUUCUGUAAAAAAAUUGUAUUAAUUUUGGCUUUUACAUUGAUUGACACAGCAUCGUCAUUGUCUUCGAACUGUCUGCCCUCAGUACAUUUGUUUAUGACCUGACCCUACAAAUCUGUAAGUAACAUGGAAGCCUAUAACUGUGAAGAGUGUCAUUGAUUAAUUCAAGUCAGGAUUUGUCUAUUAAAAGAAUUAGAGGUUUUUAAUGAACCCUGACCUCAAUUAAAAUGUUUUCCAUGACAUUUAAACUAUUUUUUAAAAAUCUUUUUUUUUUCAGUGGGUAACAGAAUAACUGGAUGCAGUGCAAUAUUUGUAAGUCAAUUACAUACUUCAGUAGAGUUAGACAUUUUUAAAAUUCCUUUUUGUAAUUUUGUGAGCUACUAUUACUACACAUAUAUAAUACACAGUCAUCUAUUGAUAUUUAUGAAAUCGGGUGGUAUAUUUAUAAAUAAUUAUUUCCCCAUCACCACCAAAAAGUAUUGCUUGAUUGAUUGCUUGAUUGCUUUAUAUUUCUUUAUUUACUAAAAAAAAAAGGCUUCUGCAUUAGUAUGUAAAUCUUAAACCAACUCCGCCCAAAGGGGGGGGGGGGGGGAUCCGCGGCCAUCCCCCCACAGUUUUUUUUUUUUUUUUUACAAAAAAAAAAAGGCUUCUGCAUUAGGAUGUAAAUCUUAAACCACCCCCGCCCAAAGGGGGGGGGGGGGGAAUCCGCGCGCAUCCCCCUACAGAUUUUUUUUCUUGGCAGGUUGGCUGGUCUGUAUUCUCACUUUGUGGUGUUGUAUAAUUGAUAUUCUCUCUGUGGGGUUAUAUGGCACUUUCACUGUGAUACUGUAAUAGUAUUCUCACUUUGUGGUGUUGUAUAAUUGAUAUUCUCUCUGUGGGGUUAUAUGGCACUUUCACUGUGAUACUGUAAUAGUAUUCUCACUUUGUGGUGUUGUAUUUGUAUUCUCACUUUGUUUUUGUUUUUAUUGGUGUCUUCACUUUGUGGUGUUGUAUUAUUAUUCUCACUAUUUGUCUUGUAUGUGCCAGUAUACACAAUUGUCUAAACUAAAUUUGUUUAACCUCCAACAGUCGUACCAGCAGAUAAUCUAUUCACCGAUGCUUGUUUCUCUGAUGGUGAGUACUAAUUAAGGUUUCUUAUGUUAAGUUCACAUUAAUUCUCUCAAGUGUGUACACAUUAAUGUCACAUUUUAGUAUUUAGGGCUUCCUCAUUUCCUGUAAAAAUAUUUUGAAUAUUAAAUCUAUCAAAAUAAAUGUUUUUUUUUAAAGUGCAUGUCAAAAGUUAUGACUUUUUUGCUGGAUUAUUGAAUGCUUCUUACAUUUGUGUAAAUGAAAUUAAUUUAAAACCAACAUCAUCAUCAGUGGAGCUACAGCCCAUGUAGGGCCCUGGCCUGCUCCACCACAUCCUUCCAUUCAGAACAUCAUCAUCAGUGUAGCUACAGCCCAUUUAGGGCUCUGGCCUGCUCCACAACAUCCUUCCAUUCAGAACAUCAUCAUUAGUGUAGCUACAGCCCAUGUAGGGCUCUGGCCUGCUCCACCACAUCCUUCCAUUCGGAACGAUCCAUGGCUUUGCACCUUUAUGUGCGAACCCGCAACUGGUGCAAGUCCUUCUCUACAUUGUUGAUCUAACUCAGUCUUGGACGACCGUUGAGCCGUCUGCCCCUAGGCUUCUGCCGGUAUAUCACUUUUGCUGCUCUACAAUCCGGUGCUCAAGUGAUAUGUACCAAACCUCAAGUGAUAUGUAUAAGACUUUUUAACAUAGAAAUCUAUUUUCUUGUUCACUUCUGCUUUUUGACAGGUAUUGAAACUACUUUUACCAAUUUGGGUCAUGCUGGCAGUUUUUCAACCACACUUUACAGCUUCAGAAAAGGAGGAUUUUUUCCCUGGAUACAGUGAAGAUGUGGUAGGUAAAAGAUACAGUGAAGAUCUGGUAGGUAAAAGAUAUAGUGAAGAUGUGGUAGGUAAAAGAUAUAUAGUGAAUGUGUGGUAGGCAAAAGAUACAGUGAAGAUCUGGUAGGUAAAAGAUACAGUGAAGAUGUGGUAGGUAAAACAAUUAUUGUUGUUAAAAAAAGUACUGUCGGAUAUUUCACAUGGAUGUGAUGCUGCUACAGACAUUACAUGGUCCUUCUGAUACAGAUGUACUAUAGCUAUACUUGGCUCUUAUGAUACAGACAUUACAUGGCUCUUAUGAUACAGACAUUAGAUGGCUCUUAAGAUACAGACAUUAGAUGGCUCUUAAGAUACAGACAUUAGAAGGCUCUUAUCAUACAUACAUUACAUGUAUCAAUGUGCACUCUUGCUUACAUGAAUCACAUGGAGCCCAAAUGAAAAUGUUCUAAAUAAUUAAGAUGUUUACUGGUUUUAUAAAUUGUAGUGUUUCUGAAAUGUUCUAACAUAGAUAAUGUAGUGUUUUUGAAAUGUUCUAACAGAUAUUGUAGUGUUUCUGAAAUGUUCUAACAUCUUAAUAUAUUGAUGUUAAUAGAUUUUCACUUUUUCCUUGACUUGGUUCAGACUUACGGCUCAAUCUUCAGUGAUGAUCAGACUUACAGACAACUGUACCAACCUGAUACGUUUUCCUGCACCUCUCCAAUCCCAUCUCCCUCUGGGUCACCUUCGUUGUUGGAUGCUAGUUUACCCUAUGCUUACACCAACCCGGCUCUGAUACACACCAACCCGGCUCUCACACGAUCCAGCCUACAACCCAUUGCUGAAGAGAACAAUGAUGAUGGGCUGACGCAGAAAAAAAAUGUGCAGGUUAGAAAUUUUAAUGUUAAAUAUAUAAUAAAAUCAUCUGAGAAAACAUUUUUAAUUGUUUUUAUACCCCAUUUUACCAAUUCAAUCCCAUACUAAUUGAAUUUAGCAGCCAUUUUUCAAUACCAAAGAGACAAAUUUUGCUUAUGGAAAGUCUUGCAAGUUGUGAGACAAAUUCUGUUUAUUGAAAGUCUUGUAGGUUGUGAGACCAAGGUAUCUUAUCGAUAGUCAAGCAGGUGUCUCAUGGGUUGUGUCAUGGGUAGUGUCUUGAAUUGUGUCAUAGGUAGUGUCUUGAAUUGUGUAAUGGGUAGGGUCUGGAAAUGUGUCAUGGGUAGGGUCUGGAAAUGUGUCAUGGUUAGUGUCUUGAAUUGUGUCAUGAAUUGGGUAGUGUAGGAUAGUCGUUUUAAAGACAAUUUAAACAUAUGAAAUUCAUUGAAUAUAGCACCUGUUAUAGCUACAUAUACUUGUGAGUUGCAAUAAUUUCAUCUAAUUGCCUACCAAAGUUAUUGACAUAAUUUCAUCUUAUUGAUUGCCUAUCAAAGUUUUUGACAUAAUUUCAUCUAAUUGAUUGCCUACCAAAGUUUUUGAAAUAAUUUGAUCUAAUUGAUUGUCUACCAAAGUUUUUGACAUAAUUUCAUCUAAUUGAUUGUCUACCAAAGUUUUUGAAAUAAUUUCAUUUAAUUGAUUGCCUACCAAAGUUUUUGACAUAAUUUCAUCAAAUUGAUUGCCUACCAAAGUUAUUGACAUAAUUUGAUCUAAUUCACUGCCUACCAAAGUUAAUCAUUUAACUUAUAUUUCUUGAAAGCUAACCUAAAUAAUAUUUUUUACCUUGAUAUCUUGAUACCAGGUAAAACACAUGAAAUCAACAUCAACUUUGUCUGAAGGAGCUAAUCCUAGACCUGCUAGAGCCCAGGGCCAAUUUCAGAGGGGAAAAUUCAUCACUCGACUUGUGACCAAGUCAACUCAAGGCACUGGUGACAACUUUUAGAACAUGGUGCUUUGACAGCAAAUGUAACACUGACCAAGUCAUCUCAACGCAGUGUUGACAAAAAAUGCAAGAGAAGUAGAGUCUAUCAAAGUUUUCAAUUGUUUAGCACUCUUGUCACAAAGAGUUUUGUAUAACCAAAGAGAAAACAAUGCUCUUGACAAUUAGUAUGAAAGGAAAUUUUAAACUUAAUUCUUUCCCUGUUAUACUCUUAUUGACUGGUAGAAUGAUGUCAGCUGGUAUUGUUUAGGUAGCCGUUAGUUUACAAUUUUCUAUUUAUUACUCUUGAGUCUGCAUGACUUUUUAUCAAACUUUUUCUACUGUCAGGUUUCAACUAUGUCAGGCAAUGUUCCCUUUGUUGUAUUACUGAGUUGUCACCAAAUUAUGUUUUUGUAUCUGUUGAAGUCUAUGUCAAAAUUUUAUUUUUCAUUGAGGAAAGUUGUAAGAUUUUUGUCUGAUUAUCGGCUUCAAUGUAUGGAUAUUGGCAUUUAAAAAAAAUGAAAUUCUUGUACAACUAACUUGGAUAGGCUGACUGUAUAACUUAACAGCUGAUUUGGAUAGGCCAUCUAUACAGCUGACUGGGAUAGGCUGACGGUACAGCUGAAUUGGAUAGGCUGACUGUACAGCUGACUGGGAUAGGCUGACUGUACAGCUGACUGGGAUAGGCUGACUGUACAGCUGACUGGAAUAGGCUGAAUGUACAACUGACUGGGAUAGGCUGACAUGGAUAGGCUGACUGUACAACUGACUGGGAUAGGCCCACUGUACAGCUAACUUCUCUUUUUUUGAUCUUAUGUGCUAACCAGGAAGUACAAUUAUGUAGACUUCUGUCAUUUUAAUUGAUGUAUUCCUCAUUCACAUUUCAACACAUUCCUCAUUCACAUUUCAACACAUUCAUCAUUCACAUUUCAACACAUUCUUUUUCAUAUCAAUUCCAAAUCUAAAAAAUUCUAUGCCUCAAGGCCGUCACUUCAAAAGAUGUAUUCUAAGCCUCAAGGUCAAAUCAAAAGAUGUAUUAUUUCAAAUGUCUUGUAUUUAUUUGGUUUAUGUUUAGUCAUACUUUUGUUCUACUGUAUGACAAGUCAGAGGUAACUGUACACAAUCACCUACAACUGAGUACACAAUUGCCUACUGCUGCACACAAUCACCUACUACUGUGUACACAAGCACCUACUACUGUACACAAUCACUUACUACUGUGUACACAAUCACCUUCAAAUAAGUAUGCAUUGCCCACUACUGUAUACACAAUCACCAACGACUACACAAUCACCUACAACUACACAAUCACCUACAACUUUACACAUUUAUCUACAAUUGUGUACAAAAGCAUGUACGGCUGUACACAAUCACCUGCUGUGUAGACAAUCACCUACUAUUGUGUACACAAUCACAUACCGCUGUACACAAUCACCUACUACUGUAUACAACCACCCUCUGCUGUGUACAGUACCUACUAAUGUGUACACAAUCACAGGCUGCUGUGCACAAUCACCUGCUACUGUACACAACAACCCUCUGCUGUGUACAGUCACCUACUAAUGUGUACACAAUCACAUGCUACUGUUUACACAGGCCCACAAUAAUUUCCUCUUUUACCAGUCAUGUAAAUAUAAGAAAUAACUUGCAAAGAUGUAUGCCAAGUUAUCUACCUCAAUUUUCAGCACUGGUCAGUAAAACUUGUGAUCUUCACAACAUGACAUGUGAUCUUCACAACAUGACUUGUGAUCUUCACAACAUGACUUGUGAUCUUCACAACAUGACAUGUGAUCUUCACAACAUGACUUGUGAUCUUCACAACAU